AUUAACUCCUUUCAAAGAGAAUUAUAUUCAAUUGGCCUAGACCUCCAAUCCUAUUGUCAUCGUGUACAUCCAUUGUAUCGAAUGGGAUCGCUGAAAUAGGAGGGUCCCGCAUUCCAUCUUCAACAUCAAACUUCCAAAGCGAUUAUCUUGUUCCUCGCAUUUGUGCUUGAGUUAUUCUGGUUAUGCAUCUCUCACAGCGUCUUGUUACAGCAGCAUGUCUUUGCGCUAGCGCCACGGCUUUCAUUCCAUACACCAUCAAGGUCGAUGCAUCAACCAGCGAUUCGGCCCGUGAUACACUGUCUCGCCGUUUUCUGCCCCUUCCCAAACCAGGCGACGCGUUGACAGAUGACUCGGUGUCAUCUUCUAAUGAUGAGUCCCUGACACUGAAUAUAAAAAGGAUCCCCGUCCGCCGUGGCAAUGAUUUCAACAUUGUGGUGGCGGACACCCCCUCUUGGCCCAACACCGCUGCUCUUGACCAAGAUGGCAACGAUUUAUCCUACUUUUCGGUUGUUAACAUCGGCUCUGAAAACCAAGCUCUGUACAUGUUGCUGGACACUGGAGGGUCGGAUACGUGGGUUUUCAGCUCCAACUGCACAUCCACGGCCUGCACGAUGCACAACGCGUUCGGAGCGAACUCUUCCUCGACCCUUGAGAUGACAUCUGACGAGUGGAGUGUUGGCUAUGGAACCGGAUCUGUGAGUGGCUUGCUGGGGACGGACAAUCUCACCAUCGCGAACACGACUGUACGCAUGACUUUCGGGUUGGCGUCCAACGCAUCGGAUGACUUUGAAUCGUAUCCAAUGGAUGGCAUUCUCGGCCUCGGUCGAACCAACGAAAGUUCCUACGACAACCCGACAUUUAUGGAUGCUGUUUCCACCAGUAACCUUUUCAAAUCGAAUAUCGUCGGCUUUGCCCUUUCGCGUAGCCCCGCAAAGGAUGGCACAGUCAGCUUUGGCACUGCUGACAAGGACAAGUACGCUGGGGAUAUCACCUACACCGAUACAGUCGGAUCUGGAAGCUACUGGCGCAUUCCAGUGGAUGAUGCCUACGUUGACGGCACUUCAUGUGAUUUCUCCAACAAGUCGGCAAUCAUCGAUACCGGAACGUCUUACGCCAUGCUUCCUUCGGGCGAUGCGCAAACACUGCACUCUCUUAUUCCUGGCUCCAAUACCUCUGGAAACUAUUUCAUCAUUCCUUGCAACACGACUGCUAAGCUACAGGUGGCAUUUUCCGGGGUAAACUACACCAUUUCCCCGAAGGACUAUGUGGGAUCAACAUCUGGCUCUGGAUGUGUUUCAAAGAUUGUGAGCUAUGACCUGUUCGGUGAUGACAUCUGGCUCCUGGGUGACGUCUUCCUGAAGAAUGUGUACGCUGUGUUUGACUUCGACGAGGAACGGGUCGGCUUUGCGGAGCGUUCCUCGAACACCAGCUCUUCUUCGAACUCUACCAGCUCCUCCACAUCCAGUGCUUCCGGUUCCACUGCCACGGGCAGUUCGACCACUACGGGCUCAGCUAGUUCCAGUACGUCAUCCGAUACUAAGUCGGGUGGAAUGGCCAUAGCCCCCCCUCAGUACUACUUCUCUGCACUGGUGAUUGCUCUAUACCUGCUUUGGCUAUAGUUUCUUGACAGAGCAUCUUCACAUCCAGCGAAUGGUUGAAUUUAGAAGAAAUAGAUACAUUAUCUACAUUCGUUGUUGUUCUGUAUCUCCAUAUACAUCCGAGACUAGAUCAACAGCGUGCUAGUCACUGACAUUGCCUUUUUCAAACUUUCUCUUCUUAUUAAUCAUUAUCCUUUCCCAGACACCGAUUCUUGCGUGGGACUGAUAGUGUCUCAUGAGUUGUAUAAGACCCGUCACUCGCUUUUGAAACACCUAAAGAACCUUAUCCGGGAUCAGCGUGUACGACUUUGGGUAUGAUUCUGCUUCCAAUUAGCUUCCAUCCACGCCAAGCGAACCCUGGUUACC
This is a messenger RNA of Aspergillus sclerotioniger CBS 115572, 1964 nucleotides long. RefSeq names its product aspartic protease. Gene Ontology annotation, biological process: proteolysis. The transcript has a single exon. Bases 183 to 1619 code for a protein of 478 amino acids. The record is from RefSeq and is a predicted model, not a curated record. Gene Ontology annotation, molecular function: aspartic-type endopeptidase activity. NCBI's taxonomy places the organism in Eukaryota, Fungi, Ascomycota, Eurotiomycetes, Eurotiales, Aspergillaceae.